AUGAUUGGCAAGGUCCCCAAGUCUCCGCCACGGAAAGUUGGAUCAGCGGCCUCCGGGAGUGGGACCGCUGUUCAGCUAUCGUCAAAACAGCCUCCUCCGACCCAUUCGCCAAACUCCAACUAUUCCGUUCAGCUGACAGCCCUCCUCACCGACACACCCAUUCCUUCUGACAUUAUCGUUCUUGUCGACAACCAUUCGCCAACUGCUAUGGUCGACACUGGUGUCGACGACUCCGUUAUCAGCGCUGAGCUUAUGGCUGAAAUCAGAAAGGUUAAGACUCCAUGGGCGCAUGGACCAAACCUUCAGACAGAAGGAGGUCACCUCUUGACACCAAUAGCAAGACGCACCACAAGGCUACAAAUUUACAUCAUUCCUGUGACUGUGGCGAUGGACGUGGAUUCGCCUAGUUUUCCACCCCAACCAUCCAAGUCGUCUGCAGCUGCUACGAGAAAGAGUAGCCGCCACCCGAGUGAUGCCAAGAGCGAGAACACGCUGAUUUUCUCUACGGCCAGUGACGGAAACUACGACGAGGGUGACUUCGUGCCUGUGACAAGGCGUCAACCAAAGAGAAGACUGAUCAUGCCAUCUCCUGCAAGAAGUAACAAUGCUACGAAGACGCGAGAGCCUCUGAUUCAGACGAGCCUGUUUGUGCCGAUCGAUGUGGCUCAUAGUCUCAACCGGCUCAAUCGUCAAAUUACGUCUAGGUCUCUUGAGGCACUCGCCCAGGGACAGAUCGUGGAUGUGUGGACUCAUGGCUGUAAAAAUAUUCUCGUCAUAGACACCACUCAACGACGCACACUGGAAGUUUUGAGCAACGUCAAGGUGUUGGAGGGCAUCAACGUUCGCUUCUACUUACCUGAUGGCCGUGAUUUUACUGCAGGCGUCAUUUAUGAUGUCGACAGUGCCAUCAGCGAAAUUCACUUUCCAGCUCUCAUCAAACCGGUGUCUGUAGAACUUACCAUACUGCAAGCCUGUCGCCUUGGCAAAUCAUGCUGUGUGAAACUCGUGUUCAAGGGAGACAGCCUUCCAUCGCAAGUCAAGAGGGCCGAUAUGCCAGCCCUAGGAAUAUGCCUGGUGAUUGCCUCCCAGAAACGGGGUUUUGACGGGGUGUACAAGAAGCAGAGUCCCAACAGCCGACUGACGCUGUACCUGAGCACACGAGAGUUCGUGCACGCGCCAAGCCAGGCCAGUGUGAGUGCCAUAGAUGGCGUCGUGCUAGUGGACCCAACGUACCUCAAAGAUCGGCGCGUCUACGCCAUGGUGCUGCUUACAUUUCGCUAUGGACGAGAAGACGAGGAGGUCAUGGGACUCAAGUUUUUUACCGAGGCCAUUCUGGACUUUAAGCAGGUCUAUCCUGAGCCAACCACCACGUCGACGAGUGGCAAUGCAAGUGGCGCCACGGGCGGCACCGAUGGCAGCGUGGCGGCCCGCGCGCUGGGCUGCGCCAGUGGUGGCACCGAGACGACCGAAGAUGAGCUGACGCCGUUGCAGCGUAACCUGCUCAAGAAGCUGGGCAACGACGCUUACCCGUUGACGCUCCGCAUCUCGCCGCAGGCACCGCCUUCGGUGCGCCUGCACCCGGCAAGGCCGUACCAGGGAAGCCCCCUGGGCGUCUCCUACGACCUCAAGGUUUACAUAGGCGAACGGUCGGACGAGAAGCCGCACAAGCGCAACACCGUGCGCAUGGCCCUCCGCUGCGUGCAGUACGCGGACGCGGCGCCCGACGCGUUGGCUGUGCAGCCGCCCUCAGCCAGCGUGCGCAAGACGUUCGUAUUCUGCCCCGGCCGCUUGGACCUGCAGGCGUCGCUGGACCGAGAAACGUACCACCAGGGAGACGUGGUGCGCAUCCACGUCACCAUGAACAACGGUUCCUCCAAGACGGUGCAACGUCUUAAGGUGGCCGUCCUGCAGCACGUGCACGUCUGCAUGUUCACGCACGGCCGAUUCAAGAAUCUGAUUGGCAGCGCAGACACGGGUCCCGGCCGCACCGUGCUUCCGGGCACCACCGCGUCGCGCGACUUCGAGGUGCGCCUUCAGAGCUGCGAGAAGUUCCCCGUGGCGCUGGCCGUGGAGAGCGAGUUUCAUGAGGACGACGUGAACACGUACAACCUUUCGUCGACCACAGUGCUACUGAACCCACGCGAUAAGAACCCCUACGGGGUCAAUGUUAGCUACGAGGUCAAGGUCAAGGCCAUCCUGAGUUGUAUCGACCGGCCCCUCGUGGUACGCUUGCCAUUUCGAAUCAUGCUCCCACGGCCUCCGCAGCAUGGUGCGAACCGCACGCCACUCCCCUCGGCACUCCAGCCCGACGACUCUGUGGACUCUGUCGCCGACUGCGUCUCCGAGGACAUUGCCAAGCUGACCAUCGACAGCCGAGCCGACACCUAGAGACAGUGCGUGCGCUUGGAACCACCCUCCGCUUGAAUGACCGGUGUUGGUUUCGGCUCGUCAGAGCGGCGUGGCUUUGCCAUAGAGUAAUGUAAAAGGUUACUCUGUGGCCUUGCUUGCUCAAUUCGGGUCAACGAGUUGCAUGUAGUCGGUGUCAGCUUGAUCGCGCGGAAGCUGGGAGUGAUCCAACAGGAAGCGAUUCCCAUGGCGUGGUGUUCCUUUUGCAUGGGUGCGGCAAUCCUGAAAGCGCUUAGCUUCAGGACUACGCCUGUAAAGCACGUUCAGUCUGCACUCAGGAACACGAUGAAGUCACUAAUCUCCAUCCAGUACAAUUGGUAAUCGACACUGCAGUGACGAUUGAUCUGAAUUCAGCGCGAGUUACAGUUGCAUAUAUGACGGCACUGCUUUUAAAGGUUCCUUACACUUCAUUAUAUAGAAUUGCUACUCAGCUCUCAGCAGGACACUGUUGAAAUUUUAUAGAAUAUUUUUAUGCUGCUUUAUCUUAACCAAGGUUAUUUUACUUUCUUUAUUGUAUGCAGUCACCAAAUAAAUAAACAAAAAAUUACAAUCGUUACCCGACCACCAUGUAUCCUAAAUCUGGAGUUUCUACGCACUUCAGCCUCCUCUCUAUGAACCACGAGCUUCACGAAAUUUUGUAUUGUGUAAAUACAGUAAAAUAGAAUUGUGUGUGACAACCACAAUGAAAGAUUCUCAUCUGUGGAGUAGUGGCCUGCCAUUUAUAGUUUUUUAAGUGGCACUCAGUUACUUCUUUAGUGGUAAACAAUUGCUGUAAAAUAAUGCUGCUUAUAAAAAACUCUCAUUGCGUUACCAGGGAUUCAAUUCGCAUCGUUUCUGAGAUCGCAGGUGCUCUUUGCCAUUGGCUUUUAUAAAUGAUAUAUCGAGCAUCAAGAGUGGCGCACAUUUUCUCUAACUAAAACUUCCAGCCUAGUACGUGAGUAUUGAAUACGGGCCCAAUAGUACCGAAAGUUAUAUGAAACAACGCGUUGUUCUAGGCCAAGACUUUUCAAGUGCCACAGAAGCUGCGUAGUUGUAGAGACAUCAGGGAUAUAAUACUUUAAAGCGUAAAUAUUUUUAACAUAGAGACUGACCACAUCCGAGCUGUGUAGCACCACAGCAAGACUGAAAUUCGAUGACCGCUGGCCACACAUUAUUAUGCAGGUCCAAUAAAUUGAGCGGCAUCAAUUGCUUCAGUAAUACAUGCUGGAUUGUUUAUUUUGUAUUAUUGAAAAAUGUUAGCCUCCCACGUACUACUACAGAUAUGAAAUCUGUAUUCACGCGAGACUACUAGUUUUGAAUGUUACCCUCUUCGGAAUAAUUGUUCACUCGUUAUCUCUAACGAGCCCACUGCUGAAACCGCUACACUACAUAGUGCAUGGAAAAUUUUCGGUAUAUGUAGGAAACCCUACGCACAUGCAAGAGGUCGCCGCUUACACAUGCGAUCAAUGAAGGGAUGGUAAAAGUAAUGUGUAUUAAAGAAUAUUUAUUCCGCAAAACGCGAUAAAAGCGAGACACAGCAUUAAAAUAACGCGCACCGAAGAGCCGCAGGGCCGUUGGAGGGGAGUCUUAAUAACUCAGCAGCGAAAACAAAAAUAUGCUGCGUGUCUUGCACAACUGAUGUUUCGCGUCUGCCCACCCAUGCAAUAACGUUUCGGACAAUCAAGCUGGCACCGCUCGUGAAAACUUUAUGGGCAAGCAACUGUCAAGGGGACUCUGAAGUGUGCUGCAGAGGCGUUUUCCCACCGGCGCCGCGCCGGCUUGUACAAAUAAAUGCUGCCAUCACGUUUUCUUAGCGUGAUACGCGUAUUAUCUCAUGGCUGUGCACCACAAAAAGCUACAGCCACUAAACGGCCGCAAAUUGAUACGGGAAC
Molecule: messenger RNA, 4277 nt
Organism: Rhipicephalus microplus (southern cattle tick)
Lineage: Eukaryota; Metazoa; Arthropoda; Arachnida; Ixodida; Ixodidae
Product: phosrestin-2-like
Biological process (GO): signal transduction; G protein-coupled receptor internalization
Cellular component (GO): cytoplasm
Molecular function (GO): G protein-coupled receptor binding
Source: RefSeq, a predicted model, not a curated record